This is a messenger RNA of Mixia osmundae IAM 14324, 1107 nucleotides long. RefSeq lists its product as uncharacterized. Gene Ontology annotation, cellular component: GPI-anchor transamidase complex. Lineage: Eukaryota; Fungi; Basidiomycota; Mixiomycetes; Mixiales; Mixiaceae. The record is from RefSeq and is a predicted model, not a curated record. Gene Ontology annotation, biological process: attachment of GPI anchor to protein; protein localization to cell surface; proteolysis. The transcript is spliced from 4 exons. Gene Ontology annotation, molecular function: GPI-anchor transamidase activity. The coding region runs from base 55 to 1008 and encodes 317 amino acids.
ACGGCGAGCUUGCCACGUUGCAGAGAGUGUACGGCUCUGGUCUCGCUAUGCGCCAUGCGUACGGCAAUGCUGCUCCUCCGAUGGCUCGGGCUUCUCUGUCUGAUCACAUAUGCACCUGCAAGCGAGACGCCCGGCAGCCGACACACGAACAAUUGGGCUGUCCUCGUCUGCACCUCUCGCUUCUGGUUCAACUAUAGACAUAUGGCCAAUACGCUAGGGAUGUACAGGACCGUCAAACGACUGGGUAUACCGGACUCACAUAUCAUCCUCAUGCUCGCCGACGAUGCCGCCUGCAAUCCGCGCAAUAUGUUCGCAGGCACGGUGUACAGCAAUGCUGCCCGAAUGCUCGAUCUCUACGGGGAAAACAUCGAGGUGGACUACAGAGGCGAGGAAGUCUCUGUGGAGAACUUUAUCCGCCUGCUGACAGGCAGAGUGCCGGAGGGGACGCCCAAUUCGAAGCGUCUCAAUACAGAUGAGAACUCAAACGUCUUCGUCUACAUGACAGGACACGGCGGCGACGAGUUCCUCAAGUUCCAAGAUUCUGAGGAGAUCUCUGCUUUCGAUCUGGCAGAUGCAUUCGAGCAGAUGUCGCAGAAGCAUCGCUUCAACGAGCUCUUCUUCAUGGCCGACACUUGUCAGGCCAAUACCUUGUACUCCAAGAUCUACACGCCCAAUGUGCUCGCCACCGGCUGCUCGGCCAAAGGAGAGAACUCAUACUCCCAUCAUGCAGAUCAAGAUAUAGGGGUUGCGGUCAUUGACAGAUUCACUCACUUUGUCCUCAAUUUUCUCGAGGGCGUCAACAAGACCAGCCAGACGACCAUGCAGUCUCUGUUUGACCGCUAUUCUUUCGAUGAGAUGCACUCCAAUCCUGGCGUCCGCUCAGACCUAUUCGAUCGCUCACUAGGGCAAGUCCUGCUGACUGACUUUUUCGGCGGCGUAUCGGCUGUCGAACCUCUCACACAUCUCACCUUACAGCCCCAACCCAACGAUUUGCCAAAUUGGACAUAGCGCAGAGAUCACAUUGCGCGAGAUGUUGUUGUGACGCCAUACUGCAAAAGAUCGCUGCAUGUCUAGGCGAGUGUACAAGCAGACUGCUUGUGGGGAGAG